Phytophthora infestans T30-4 is the source of this 486-nucleotide messenger RNA. RefSeq lists its product as uncharacterized. The coding region runs from base 1 to 486 and encodes 161 amino acids. NCBI's taxonomy places the organism in Eukaryota, Oomycota, Peronosporomycetes, Peronosporales, Peronosporaceae. The record is from RefSeq and is a predicted model, not a curated record. The transcript has 3 exons.
AUGACCGAGCAUGGAGUGAGACCCAUGGAGACCAAGAUUUGUCUCAGCGCAGAUAGAGAGGAAAGACGACGCGUGCUACAUGCUCUACGAGGGGUUAAACUUCGAGAGGCCAGAAGGUUCUUGCGUGCACGAAGCAGUGGGAUCAAACCGAACACUCCCUACUUUCAGGAAGAGCGAUACGAAUCGGCGGACGGGGGGUUCUGUAUUGCCCGGUUCGAGAUCACUCCGCUACACGGUGUGAAAGGAGGCGUCCGCGCUGUGUUUGACGCAGUGCUCCAAGCUGCGUUCAAUGUCGAGAUCAUCAUUUCCGAGACGUCAGGCAACAUUACAGUGCGCGAGGACGACGAUAUGAACGACGAGAGGGUCUCGCAGAUGCGACUCGUGUCCCAGACCAGUCGAGGUGUCCUCGUAGAGAACAAUUUAGUGCAUUUUACAGAACGAGGACGAGCUGUAUCCGUACAGACCGCGGGAGCGCGUUCGACGUGA